CGUAAACAGAACACGCUUUACGAGGCACACCUAUCAAUAGCACAUGGAAAGAACCAAAACAGAUAAUUGCUUGUUCUUGUAUUUUAGUACGUCACCACAACUUAUCUACUCAUAAUUUGAAGAAACCACUUCAAUUUUAUUACUUUCUAUAUCUAACUGAGCCGGAAUCCUUCCAUUCUCGACUUUAUCACAAACUACGAAAAAACAUUCAUGCCUGGACAUGGAGCCGUACAAAUAGCUCGCCAUACUUUAUUCCGUUCUCUGCGGACAAACAUUAUCCCACUCUCCGUUAGAGCUCAAUCAAUAACACGGACACGAAUAAACUCGGUUCGUUUCGUGCAUUCUUCCAACUAUAGAAUAAAGCAAAAUUCUCCACGGGCUCUCGAAAAAAGAAAAUCCGUUUUACCGCGGAAUCAAUGGUUUAAAAGGCAUCAAUGGCAAAAUGUUCGUCAACUGUCGUUUUUUUCUACGCAUUGGAAACGUCCAUUUGGUAAUACUUUUCACAAACUCAAAAACUUACUGUUUCGGCAAAGCAAACCUCUAACUGUUGACAAUGUCUCGGCCUUCUUCAGCUGGUGGCUUGUUAGCCAUAUCAUUUGGAUCGUUGUUGGUACAACAACCUUUUUCUCAUUGCUUAUAUAUUUAUUAAAUACCGUUUUUGCUCAGGAGCUGCUUGCAAAAUGGAUCAGUCAGUUGGUCACGCGCAAUACUGGAUUCCACGUUAGUUUUGACAGUGCAAUUGUUCCUAAUUGGCGAAAAGGUUUAAUUACGGUAAACAAAAUGGUUCUGCAUCGUAGGCCAGAACACGAAGAACCUUCCUUAAAGAAGAUUUCUCCCCAGCCUGUUCACUCUGUAAACCAAAAAACACAAGAGCCUCGUUCAGCUAAUCAACCAAUCGUCUUGGCACCGAAGAACAUGAUACAGAAAAACGAAGAUUACACACAAUUCGACUUGACCAUUGAAAAGGCCGAUGUCUCGUUUAGUUUUGUUCGUUGGCUUAACGGAAAGGGUAUCAUAAGAGAACUGUACUUGCGCGGCGUGCAUGGAGUGGUUGAUCGUCGUUUCUUAAAACAGGAUUUGACUUUGGAUCCUCGUGAUUACAGACGUAAGCACAAUUGGGGUGACUUCGAGUUUGAACGUUUUAAACUAGAAGACCUCCGCGUGACGGUUCUACAGCCAGACGGACCAACCAGAUUUCCCGUGAAUGUUUUCUUCUGUGAAUUGCCACGUUUACGAAAGCAAUGGCUUUUAUAUGACUUUUUGAAUGCAAACACGUUGACGGGAAGUUUUGAUAACAGCAUGUUUACUAUUCACCGUCUGCAAUUGCAGCCUCCGUCGGCGCGUAGAAACACAAGCUUUGGUCCGCCUGGUUCCCAUUACAGCAGACUACGUAUAGACGGUGUCGGUGUUCGGCAUUUAAACAGAGAUGUUACUGGCACUUUUAGCUGGAUCACUCAUGGAAACGCUGAUUUCAUUAUUGACCUAGCGUUCCCCCCAGAACCAAAAAAACCAACUUUGCGACAACUCUCUCGCGAAGUUUGGAACCAAAUUAUAAAGAAACAGCCGUCAAACGGUGCAGAGUCAUCAAAACUUAGAAUUAAGGAAGCUAGUCCUAAUGUUUGGUUUGACGUACGCUUGCGACUUAAUAAUCUCCGUGCAGCUGUUCCGAUCUUCACUUCAGAUGUGAGUUAUGUGAACAACGCGCUUAUUCGGCCCAUAGUUGCAUACAUUAACUCCAGUCGCACUUAUAUUCCCGUAUCGUGUCGGUUUAUAAAGCCGUUAUCCGAUUUUGAUGGUAGUUGGACACUGUCAGAUAGCGGGAUUUUGCAAGAGCUUUCAUCAAGGGUGCACGAGUCCUUCGCGCGUGACGUGGUUGAUCAAGAUAUUCGUCGACGGCGUAUACAGACUGUUGGCAUCUGGAGUUUCCAAAGGAUCGUAGAAUUGUUACGCACAUCCAUGCAGGAAUUGUCACCCAUUUCACCGGACACCAGAUAAGAAUAACAAUUCAGCAUCCUGGAUUAAUGACUGAAACAUUCUGUCUUGCGGCUCAUUCAGUGUGAUGUGCAAGUUACUACAUUUCACUUUUGAAAGCAAUUGCGUUUCGUUUUUUACGACGUUCGACAUCAUUAUCCUCUUGAGCCUUGUACAUUGUUCGAGCAUAUGCUGCUUUAGGUAACAAUUUUCGAUCCCAUAUCUCUGCGGGGAGCAUUGACCCACUUGGAUCUUCAACAUGAAUAUGCUUUUCCAAAGAAUCAAGCAAAUUUGGGUUUUGAAAGUCGCUAUUUUCUAACAAUCUCAUGUGAAAAUGAACACCAUUGUCCUUUAACCGCAAAAAUUCAUGAAACUUCUCAUUUAACACUGGAGCAGCUAACUGGUUGGGUGGUGAUGCCGGAAAUUUGCCUUUGAACUGUUCAUCACACGGUUUUUCGGACAAAUCUUCUUUUUCGGCUUCCUCUUCAUCUUCCGAGGCAUAGGCUACUAAUGGUGCUUGAUGAUUCAUUCCCGUUUACUAAUAUAAAUAACUGAUCGCUUGUUCAAAAACAGUGAGCAUUACCUUUCUGUGUUGCUUCUCCCCAGUCGAGACCUAAGUCUGUCAGACCUCGACCGCUUCCCAAACAAUACUUCCCCACUACCCUUCAAAAAUAAAAGCUACAGCAAAAACUUUCAUCUGCUUCUAC
Molecule: messenger RNA, 2678 nt
Organism: Schizosaccharomyces japonicus yFS275
Lineage: Eukaryota; Fungi; Ascomycota; Schizosaccharomycetes; Schizosaccharomycetales; Schizosaccharomycetaceae
Product: inner membrane protein Mdm31
Exons: 2
Coding region: 211-1995 (594 amino acids)
Biological process (GO): mitochondrion inheritance; mitochondrion organization
Cellular component (GO): mitochondrion; mitochondrial inner membrane
Source: RefSeq, a predicted model, not a curated record